AUGAAGCUCCCGAAGCCGUGGUGGGCGGGCGGCGGCCUCCUGAACCUCACGGUGCUGCUGAGCUUAGCUAGGCUCCGUGUGGACCAGGAUCUCUGCCUGCCGCCGCCGGCCGCCGCACUUUGCGAGGAGCUGCUCCCACUCUGUCCCACCAGCCCCGCCUCGGCUUCUAGCCCCUUCUCGGCCUCGGAAGGCUGGGGACACUCUCCCCAGCUGCUUGCCAAGGGCCGGCUGCUGCGCGAAGUGCGCGCGCUCGGCGUCCCCUUCGUUCCCCGCACCCGCGUAGACGCGUGGCUAGUGCACAGCGUGGCGACCGGGGACGCAGACGGGGCCCACGGGCUGCUCGGCACUGCCGCCUCGUCUGCCGUGGGAAACGGCGGCCAGGCGGCACCCGCGGGCGGCGGGGACCCCCGAGAGACUCACAGCAGCCCUUUGGCUGCCGAGGAGGAGGAGGAAAAGGAGGCGGAACCGACGGCGCAGGUGCGGGACACAGGCGGACGCGAGAGCCAGGAAAAUGAUAUACUAAAAGAAAAGAGUGAAGCUGUGGAUCACAGUUCCCAGCAUGAGGAAGAUAAGAAAGGAGUGUCAGCCCAUGUAAAAUCACUACAGCUGGGUAGGAAAGAUGAAAGCAAAACAACAGAUGCACCUGUCUGGAGUGGAGGGACAGUCACAGAGUCCAGAAAUGAGAAUCACCUACACUGGUCCGAUACAUCUUUCUUUCUGGAAGAUUUAUUUCAACUGCUUUCAUCACAGCCUGAACAUUCCCUGGAGGGCAUCUCACUGGAAGACAUUCCACCCAUUCUAAAUAGUAUCAAUGCAAGUGUAAAUUCCUCAGCACAUCACAUAAAUCUGAGCCACGCCAUAAGCCAUGAUGUUAAUCUUCAUGAAGCCAUGCUACUGUGCCCCAACACAAUAAAAGAUCCAGCAGCAAGGAUUUCACAGGCACAAGAACCAUUUCUUCAGCUAAAUUCUCACACCAAUUCUGAGCAAGCUAUUCCUGCAAUGUCUCUCCCAACUGUUGACAAUCAAAUGAGGAAUCUAACAAGUCAAGAUCUCAUAUAUGACACUGAUUCAAAUAUCUUUGACGGAAUAAACCUAAUGUCACUGGCUACAGGUUUCAAUCCACUGGAAGUUUCUCAACUUUUUGAAGAUCCAGACUCUGAUUCUGGGAUCUCAUUAAAUUCAAGUUACAACCCCUCUAUCACCAAGUCUAAUUCCUCUCACUGUAUGUAUGAUGGUGCUGUAGGUUACAGUAGUGACCUUGAAUCUCUCAAUCAUGAUUUAGGUGCUGUAGGAGGCUGCUGCCCAGAACACUGUCAUAUGGAUAUUAGGACUAUGUCUGGCUUUUACCAGGAUCUUGAAUGUCAGCAAGUAUUUCAUGACCACACUUACCACUUACAACCAGGUGUACCAGAGCCCACAUCUGAAUCUUUGACACGGUCCAAGAAGUCUCAGAAAAUCAGUGGGUGCCUUGACUCAGACAGAAAUUUGAGUCGUGACGAACAGCGUGCUAAAGCUCUGCAUAUUCCCUUUUCUGUAGAUGAAAUUGUCCACAUGCCUGUUGACUCUUUCAACAGUAUGCUAAGCAGGCACUACCUAUCAGACUUACAAGUUUCUCUCAUUCGUGACAUCAGACGAAGAGGAAAAAACAAAGUUGCUGCUCAAAACUGUCGUAAACGUAAACUAGACAUCAUUUUGAAUCUAGAAGAUGACAUAUGUAACUUGCAAACACAGAAGGAAGCCCUGAAGAAUGAGCAAAAUCAAUGUAACAAAGCUAUUGACAUAAUGAAACAGAAACUGUAUGAGCUCUACCAUGAUGUUUUUAGUAGGUUAAUAGAUGACCAAGGUAGGCCAGUCAAUCCAAACCACUAUGCACUUCAGUACAACAAUGAUGGAACUGUUUUGAUUGUACCUAAAGAACUAGUCACAUCAGGACACAAAAAGGAAGCCCCAAAGGGAAAGAGGAAAAACUGAACAAACUAUUACUGUUACUUGAA
Arvicola amphibius (Eurasian water vole) is the source of this 1994-nucleotide messenger RNA. It is a transcript of the gene Nfe2l3, whose product is annotated as nuclear factor, erythroid 2 like 3. Gene Ontology annotation, biological process: regulation of transcription by RNA polymerase II. The record is from RefSeq and is a predicted model, not a curated record. The transcript has 4 exons. Gene Ontology annotation, cellular component: nucleus. The coding region runs from base 1 to 1971 and encodes 656 amino acids. Gene Ontology annotation, molecular function: RNA polymerase II cis-regulatory region sequence-specific DNA binding; DNA-binding transcription factor activity, RNA polymerase II-specific. Lineage: Eukaryota; Metazoa; Chordata; Mammalia; Rodentia; Cricetidae.